ACUUCGGUCAGUUGGUUUUACCCAUAGAUAUGAAUACGUAGCAUGUCUACUGCUAGCUUGGUAAAAAUCAGCCCCUUGUUCUAUUUGUUUCGUACAGAGGGUCUAGGCUCUCGGUUGCUUCCUGGAGUCGUGGACUGUGCUGAAGUCUUACAUUUGAGCUAAUCACUACCGUUUGUCCCCGACGUGCGCCAGUUCAACGCUAAGAAACGUCUCGGAAGUUGCCUGCGCUGUAAACGACCAUAUUCUACUGCAAAGAGAGAAGAGACGAGCUGACGGAGGUGGCUGCUGAUGUUCAUUCAGUAUUUGCGACAGAAGACGGACUCUCCUGAAAUCCUCCUCACUGUUUCUCCAUCAUGAGUGGCUCAAAGCCGGACAUCCUGUGGUCUCCUCACCACCCCGACCGCUACGUCAUCUGCGACUCUGAGCUGGGCCUGUACAGCAUCGGAUCUGUGGGCAGCACCGAAACAAAACCCGGCACUCUCUCCCUCUCUGAGGAAACUGCUGCUACAUUACUAGCCAUAAACUCUGACACUCCAUACAUGAAAUGUGUGGCCUGGUACCCAAAACAUGAGCCUGAAUGUUUGCUGGCUGUGGGACAAGCUAACGGCAGAGUUGUGCUCACCAGUUUGGGCCAGAACCACAACUCUACGUGUAAAGAGCUGGUGGGGAAAGAGUUUGUGCCCAAGCAUGCCCGGCAGUGCAACACGUUAGCCUGGAACCCGGUGGACAGCAACCUACUAGCAGCUGGGCUGGAUAAGCACCGUGCAGACUUCUCUGUCCUCAUAUGGGAUAUUAGCAGUAAAUUUACCCCAGAAACCAGCGUAGCAGCUGAGAAAAUCCGUCUCUCGUCUGUUGAUCUGGACUCCAGCACGGUGGUGACCAAGCCGCUGUAUGAGCUGGGCCAAAACGACGCCUGCCUGUCCCUCUGCUGGCUGCUUCGAGACACAAAGCUGCUCUUAGCUGGCAUGCACAGAAACCUCGCAAUAUUUGACUUGAGGAACACGAGCCAGAAAACGUUUGUGAACACUAAGGCCAUCCAGGGGGUGACGGUCGAUCCACACUUUCCCGACCGCGUGGCGUCCUUCUUUGAAGGCCAGGUGGCCAUUUGGGACCUGAGGAAGUUUGAGAAGCCGGUGCUGACCCUCACAGAGCAGCCAAAGCCUCUCACUAAGGUGGCGUGGUGUCCGACUCGCACCGGCCUUCUGGCGACGCUGACACGCGACAGCAACAUCAUCCGCCUGUACGACAUGCAGCACACUCCCACCCCCAUUGGCGACGAGACGGAGCCCACCAUCAUCGAGCGAAGCGUGCAGCCCUGCGACAGCCAGAUCGGCAGCUUCGCCUGGCACCCCUCCUCCCAAAACCGCAUGGUGGUGGUCUCCGCCGCCAACCGGGUCAUGACCGACUUCACCGUGUUCGAGCGCAUCUCUCUGGCCUGGAGCUCCACGGCGUCGCUCAUGUGGGCCUGCGGCCGACACCUGUACAGCUGCGUCGAGGACGAGGCCGAAGGGACGGACGGCGCAGCCGAGAAAGACAUCGCCACCAAGAUGAGGGAGCGAGCUCAGUCCAGGUACGGACACGACACCGUCCAGGUUUGGAGGAACCACCUGCUGGCCGGAGGGAGCGACCCGCAGCUCAGGUCUUUAUGGUUCGACCUGUUCUAUAUGAAGCAGUGUUCAGAGGACGUGGAGCUGAAACUGCAAGGAAACAAACAGUUUGUGGUUUAUUCUGGCAUCAAGAACAUUGUGAAGUCGAGCUCAGGCACGACGGAGAGCCGCAGGUGCUGGAGCGGCUCGGACCGGCAGACAGACGUAACCCGCUUCCAGAGCGACGAGCGCUGCCUCGCCCUGCGGCUCUGCGGAUGGAUCAGCCGCGGUCCGGACAUCGACGUGGAAACCUUCCUGCGGUCUCUAGAGCAGGAACGCGAGUGGGAGCGAGCGGCGGCCAUCGCUCUCUUCAACCUGGAUAUCCGCCGCGCCAUCCAGAUCCUCAGCAAGGGAGCCGUCACUGAAAAAGGCGACCUGAACCUGAACGUUGUUGCCAUGGCGCUGUCGGGCUACACCGACGAGAAGUCGUCCCUGUGGAGGGAGAUGUGCAGCUCUCUGAGGCUGCAGCUGAAGAAUCCCUACCUCUGUGUCAUGUUCGCCUUCCUCACCAGUGAGCCUGGAGCCUACGACGGCGUGCUGUAUGAGAGCAAAGUUGCCGUCCGGGACAGAGUCGCCUUCGCCUGCAUGUUUCUCAGCGAUGCUCAGCUGCCGCGUUACAUCGACAAACUGACCGCCGAGAUGAAGGAGGCAGGAAACCUGGAGGGAAUCCUGCUGACCGGACUCACCAAAGAUGGCGUCGAUCUGAUGGAGAGCUAUGUGGACCGGACCGGGGACGUUCAGACCGCCAGCUUCUGCAUGCUAAAGGGCUCCCCUGGCGACGUGUUGAAAGACCCUCGGGUCCAGUGCUGGAUCGAAAACUACCGCAACCUGCUGGACGCAUGGAGGUUCUGGCACAAACGAGCCGAGUUUGACAUCCUCAGAGGCAAACUGGACCCCAGCUCCAAACCUCUCGCUCAGGUGUUUGUGAGCUGUAAUUUCUGCGGGAAGUCCAUUUCCUACAGCUGCUCUGCGAUGCCUCAUCAGGGUCGGGGCUUCAGCCAGUACGGGGUCAGCGGGUCACCCACCAAAUCAAAGGUCACCAGCUGUCCUGGCUGCAGGAAGCCUCUGCCGCGCUGCGCACUCUGCCUCAUGAACAUGGGCACACCUGUUUCCAGUUGCUCAGGAGCUGGAAAGUCGGAUGAGAAAAUGGACUUAACAAGGGAGAACAAACUCGCCCAGUUCAACAACUGGUUCACCUGGUGCCACAACUGUCGACAUGGUGGCCAUGCCGGUCACAUGCUGAGCUGGUUCAGAGACCACACAGAGUGCCCGGUGUCGGCCUGUGCGUGUAAAUGCAUGCAGCUGGACACCACAGGGAACCUGGUGCCGGUAGACAGCAGCUAAACGGGACAAACCGAAGCUAAACACGAACUGGGAGCCAACUGGUGCAGACUGGCUGCUGCGCCACCACACCAGCAAGCGUCGGCGACGACCCGCUCUGAAGUGGCUGCUUGGAUUGAAAGUUACACUGCAAAAACACAAAAUCUUACCAGGUGUUUUUGUCUAGUUUCUUUUGCAAAUAUUCUAGUAUGUUUGAGAUAAAACCAAACUCACACGUGACCUUUCAGCAAGAAAUAGCAGCUCGUUUAGGUCAAUGAUUCCUUAAAACUGAUGGAAAAAUCUAAGAGUCUACCAAUGGAACCAAUACGUUUCCAAAAAUAUUAAGGAAUUAUUGACUUAAAAAACUCCCUGUUUCUUGCUAAAAGUUACUUAUGAGUUAGUUUUGUCUAAUUUCAAAUCUACUAAGAUAUUUGCUGUAGAAACUAAACAAAAAUAUGAAUAUGUUUGUUGUUUGGAGUGAUGCUGUUAAGCAUUAGUCCAGGGAAUGUUGCAUCACACCAGAGGUCUAUAUGAAGAAGGGAAUCAAAGUAAUGAUUUGACUAACCAUGUUAAAGUGAGAAAGGGAGCAAAUACUAAUUUACUGCUCUACUAAUAAAAAUCACUCUCAGGAGAAUCACUAGAGGCUGUGCUGCUUCCAGCCUCUUCCAGUCUAACCUGAAUCAGGAUGCUGUUGUUUUUAACCAGACAGUCAGAUAUCAGGUCGUGCCAUUAUUCCUAAAGUGAGCUUUGUUGUGUUUUAGUCCGUGUUUAUCGUCUGGUGGAGAAAAAAAUAAAUCUUCACAUACCUCAUCAACGUUUUGUUUGGGGAGCGAUUACAAUAAUAACGCACUGCAAAAAUAUCAAAUCUUACCAAGUAUCUUUAUUCUAGUCUUUAGUGCAAAUAUCUUAGCACACUUGAAAUAAGACAAAACUAACUUAGAAGUAUUUUUACAGAAACACAUAUGAGCUCAUUUUAAGUCAAUAAUUCUUUAAUAUUGAUGAAAUAGUUCUAGCUGAACUUGCAGGUUUUAUGUAUAACAAGGGAAAAUGUUCUGUUAGUGAAAUAAUCUUCCAGUGGAACUAGCACUUUUUAAAAAUUCAUAUUAAGGAAUUAUUUACUUGAAACAAGCUGCUGUUUAUUAUUGAAAAGUUACUUGGAAGCUAUUUUCUUUCCUUUUUAAAUUGUACUAAGACAUUUGCACUAGAGCAGGUGUCAAACUCGAGGUGCGCGGGCCAAAUCUGGCCUGCCAUAGCUAUCUUUGUGGCCCUCUAGACCCUAUUGUAGGUCACAUAAUAUUAUUUUAUAAGUCAAAUUAAAUCAGUUUUUAUCUGUAUUGCCAAAUUGCUUCAAUGUGAAAAGAAUUUAAUAUUAUUUAAUUUGAAGAAGUUCUAAUCAAAUGCAGAGAAAGCUAUUUAUUUAGUUUUUUACGCAACAGGUUGUGGCAGUUGAUAUUACUUGAAAAGGCUCUGAUUGGUUGUUUUUGGUUGGGAGUGUUGCAUUUCUUCAGAUGUUGUAGCACAAAUGGCCCUUUAAAUUCACAGUAUGUAACUUUUAUAAAAAAUAUAUUUUUACAUAUAUGUUGAAACUGUCACUUUGUUGUUUGUUAUGAAACAGCUAAUCUGUGAAAGCCUUGAGCUCCUCUGUCUUCUCAUUGUGCUAACAACCAAUCAGAGCCAGGAGGUGGAUCUUAGCGCUGUCCAUCACUCUCUGUAUGGUGCUGCUCAUCCUCCCAUUGUUGCUCUCUGCCUGUUGUGAAUGCUAUGGCUAGCUAGCAUGGAUGAGGAGAGAUAAAUGGCUAUCCCGUUAAGACAAGUUUUUUAGCAUUUAGCAGCGAUUACAUGAGCUUGAUUGACAGCGCUAAGUCCCUCCUCCUGGCUCUGAUUGGUUGUUUUCUACCGGGAGAGUUGCAUUUCUUCAGAUGACGAUAUUAUCUCAAGGAGAAGGCAGAGGAGCUUUAUGUUUUCACAGAUUAUCUGUCUCAUAACAAAGUGUUACAGCAUGGUUUUAAUAUGUACAAAGAUAUUUUUUCAUUAAAGUUACAUACUUCACCCCGAACGAGAUCCAGGAUCUUGAUGAGUUUGACACCUCUGCAUUAGAAACUAGGCUUUGGUGUUUUUCCAGUGAUGCUCUCCAGUGUGAAAGGUUUGCUGUGGAGGGAGGGACGGGGGGCGGAUUAGAGACGUUAUGGAGGAAGAGGAGUGUGGGAGGGUGCGUCUGCAUUCACCAGCCCACUCCAGGCCUGUGGUCUGUGAAAGACGCUCCCCAGAAAACGGCAGCUGCUCGGCACCCUGACAAGACCCUCCAGAUUGUUCCCCUCAUAAAGAAGCUCAGCUGCCGGAACACUAUUGACUCAAAGAGAAAACGAGAGAACAGCGACUCCCCUCCCUCCUACGACCUCCACAUCAACACACUGCCCUGCUCUUUCUUUUCUCCCCUCGCCGAAAUUCCACCCAAAAUCUAUGCAUACCACAUGAAUCCAGGGAUGGCCGCCAUCUGUGGGGUAGCCGUCGUCUGUAAAUGGCGUUUGUGUCUUUCUUUGCGUGGUCUCAAGCGCAGGGUCUGAUUGUAAAUUGGGCGGCCUUCCCCAUAUCUGGCUAAAUCACUUAGUCAUGCAGGGCUCAGGAGGAGUUCACCGAGGUUCUAAAGGCCUGCGUUCCCCUUUGUGGGCCAUCUUGGAUCUGGGCGGACAAAUUGGUGAGCCCUGGAAAACAGAGCGGCUGGGAUUUCAUCCUUUUCAACCGUUUUUUUUUGUGUUUUUGCCUUUUAAAUAAAUCUCAGUUAACAAAUCGAA
Molecule: messenger RNA, 5758 nt
Organism: Gambusia affinis (western mosquitofish)
Lineage: Eukaryota; Metazoa; Chordata; Actinopteri; Cyprinodontiformes; Poeciliidae
Gene: mios
Product: missing oocyte, meiosis regulator, homolog (Drosophila)
Exons: 12
Coding region: 354-2990 (878 amino acids)
Biological process (GO): positive regulation of TORC1 signaling; cellular response to amino acid starvation
Cellular component (GO): cytoplasm
Molecular function (GO): protein binding
Source: RefSeq, a predicted model, not a curated record